Messenger RNA from Papaver somniferum (opium poppy), 3585 nucleotides. RefSeq names its product valine--tRNA ligase, chloroplastic/mitochondrial 2-like. The record is from RefSeq and is a predicted model, not a curated record. The coding region runs from base 226 to 3246 and encodes 1006 amino acids. The transcript is spliced from 28 exons. Gene Ontology annotation, biological process: valyl-tRNA aminoacylation. NCBI's taxonomy places the organism in Eukaryota, Viridiplantae, Streptophyta, Magnoliopsida, Ranunculales, Papaveraceae. Gene Ontology annotation, molecular function: valine-tRNA ligase activity; aminoacyl-tRNA deacylase activity; ATP binding. Gene Ontology annotation, cellular component: cytoplasm; cytosol.
UCCAUGGUUGGUAAUUUACAAAACAGCCAUUUCAUUGCUCCCGCGUUAUCCCUCUUAGACCUUCACUACCACCACCACCACCACUAUCUUCUUCCCCCACCAUUAAAACUCUGAAAAACCCAAACCUGCUGCCUACUAUUUUUCUCAUGACUAGUGGGUUUUAGGGUUUUUGUUGACUGAUGAGUUUCUUCUGAAUUUUUGGUUAAAACUUUCUCUCUGUCUUCAAUGGCAUUAACAACUCCGUCAUUAUCUUCCUUUCUAUCUUCUUACAGAUUGAAUCCCCUACUAAUUUCAAGAUAUGGCAGAAGGUCAAGAAGCCCCUAUCGAAAUUCUAUUCGUUGUAAACCAAAAAUUUUCACAGUUGCGGCCAUGGAUAAUGAUGUUGGUUUUACCUCUCCGCUAACGGAAAAAUCGUUUGAUUUUACUUCGGAGGAACGAAUAUAUAACUGGUGGGAUUCUCAAGGAUAUUUCAAGCCAAAUGAUGAUUCGGACGGAGAACCUUUUGUGAUUUCCAUGCCACCACCUAAUGUUACUGGAUCACUACAUAUGGGACAUGCAAUGUUUGUCACUCUUGAGGACAUUAUGGUUAGAUACCAUCGCAUGAAAGGAAGGCCUACACUUUGGCUUCCUGGGACGGAUCACGCUGGCAUUGCAACUCAGUUAGUUGUUGAAAAAAUGCUUGCUUCUCAAGGAAUAAAAAGGGCUGAUCUUAGUCGAGAAGAGUUUACAAGCAGGGUUUGGGAGUGGAAAGAGAAGUAUGGUGGGACCAUCACAAACCAAAUUAAGAGACUGGGUGCAUCUUGCGAUUGGACAAGAGAGCACUUCACCCUUGAUGAUCAGCUGAGUAGAUCUGUGGUUGAGGCCUUUGUAAGACUUCAUGAGAAAGGCUUGAUUUAUCAAGGGUCUUAUAUGGUCAAUUGGUCUCCUAGUCUUCAAACAGCAGUGUCUGACUUGGAAGUGGAGUAUUCAGAAGAACCUGGUUUUCUGUAUCACAUCAAAUAUCGUGUUGCUGGAGGAUCAAAGAGCGACUUUUUGACUAUAGCUACAACACGCCCAGAGACACUCUUUGGCGACGUUGCUAUUGCUGUUCAUCCUGAGGAUGAUCGUUAUUCAAAGUAUAUUGGCAGGCAGGCAAUUGUACCAAUGACAUUUGGCCGUUUUGUCCCCAUUAUAGCUGAUAGAUAUGUUGAUAAAGAAUUUGGGACUGGAGUGUUGAAGAUAAGUCCGGGGCAUGAUCACAAUGACUAUUUUCUUGCUAGGAAGCUUGGUCUACCUAUCCUUAAUGUAAUGAACAAGGAUGGAACCCUCAAUGAAGUUGCUGGACUGUACAAUGGGAUGGAUCGAUUUGAUGCACGUAAGAAGUUAUGGUCAGAGCUGGAGGAGACAAAUUUAGCAGUCAAAAAAGAACCCUACACCUUACGAGUUCCCAGAUCUCAGCGCGGUGGAGAAAUAAUAGAGCCACUUGUGAGUAAACAGUGGUUUGUUACCAUGGAGCCCUUGGCCGAGAAAGCCCUUCGUGCAGUUGAAGAAAAGCAAAUUACCAUUUUGCCUGAAAGAUUUGAGAAGAUUUAUAAUCAUUGGCUCUCAAAUAUUAAAGACUGGUGUAUAAGCAGACAACUCUGGUGGGGACACCGAAUACCAGUUUGGUACGUUGAGGGUAAAGAUUGUGAGGAAGACUAUAUUGUUGCUAGGAGCCAGGAAGAAGCCCUAGUUAAAGCCCGUGAGAAAUAUGGAAGAGAUGUCGAAAUAUAUCAGGAUCCAGAUGUUCUUGAUACUUGGUUUUCAAGUGCACUGUGGCCAUUCAGCACUCUUGGGUGGCCAGAUGUAUCAGCGGAGGAUUACAAGAAGUUUUAUUCGACAACAGUCCUUGAAACUGGGCAUGAUAUUUUGUUUUUUUGGGUGGCACGAAUGGUAAUGAUGGGAAUUGAGUUUACGGGAAAGGUUCCCUUUUCAUAUAUAUAUCUACACGGACUUAUCCGUGACUCCCAAGGACGAAAAAUGUCUAAAUCAUUGGGAAAUGUCAUUGAUCCACUUGAUACGAUAAGGGAGUUCGGAACAGAUGCAUUACGAUUCUCAAUUGCUCUGGGGACCGCCGGGCAGGACCUUAAUUUGUCAGUCGAAAGAUUAACCUCUAAUAAAGGAUUCACUAACAAACUGUGGAAUGCUGGCAAGUUUGUGUUGUCAAAUCUGCCUAGUCAAAGUGAUGCAUCGGCGUGGGACAACAUAUUGGAUUUGAAGGAAACCUGUACAUGUGUCUGGUGUAAUCUGAUACGCAUACACCCCUCCUUGAGAUGUAAAACAGGCUACAGAUUUCACCAAUGCAAUAUCUUUAGGGACGUUUCAACUCCUUUAAAGUUUGAUUCGGAGGAUUCUGUUUGUAGGCUACCUUUGCCUGAGUGUUGGGUGGUCUCGAAACUUCAUCUGCUGAUUGAUUCUGUAACCUCAAGCUAUGAAAAGUUUUUCUUUGGGGAUGUUGGGAGAGAAACAUAUGAUUUCUUUUGGGGCGAUUUUGCCGAUUGGUACAUUGAAGCUAGUAAAGCUUGUCUUUAUAAGUCCGAAGGAAAUAUAUCUGCUCCUGUUGCCCAGGCGGUUCUUUUAUACGUGUUUGAAAACAUAUUAAAGAUGCUACAUCCGUUCAUGCCAUUUGUUACUGAAGAAUUGUGGCAGGCAUUACCUCAUAGGAAGCAAGCACUCAUUGUUUCUCCUUGGCCUGAGACGUCGCUUCCAAGGAAUGAGAACUCCAUUAGAAGAUUUGAGAACUUGCAAGCUCUGACUAGAGCAAUCCGAAAUGCCCGAGCAGAGUAUUCUGUUGAACCUGCCAAAAGGAUAUCUGCUUCAAUUAUUGGAAGUGAUGAUGUCAUCCAGUACAUGUCUAAAGAGAAGGAAGUCCUGGCAUUGCUUUCCAGACUAGAUUUACAAAACGUUCAUUUCAUUGGUUCUCCUCCAGGGGAUGCAAAGCAAUCGGUACACCUUGUGGCCGGUGAAGGUCUCGAAGCUUAUCUGCCUCUUGCUGACAUGGUGGAUAUCUCUGAUGAGGUCCAACGCCUGACAAAACGCCUUUCAAAGAUGCAAUCAGAAUAUGAUGCCCUUAAUGCUCGCCUUAGUUCGCCCAAGUUUGUAGAGAAAGCUCCGGAGGAAGUUGUUCGUGGGGUAAGAGAGAAGGUAGCUGAAGCAGAGGAGAAAAUAAGUUUGACAAAAAACCGUCUUUCUUUACUAAAUUCAACAACUUAUAUCGCCUCAGAGUAGCCCGUGAUCAUUUUUCAACAUCCGCUUUUUCUGCAAGGCCAUAGUUUGUGCGUCUUAUUAUGAUAUUAAUGGUAGUAGAGAUUAGGAUGAUGACCUAAUAUAGGGUCCUCAAUUCCUCCAUGUUAAGCUGAGGAACUGGAUACAAGGUGAAAGCCUUAUAUUUUGCGAGUGUAUAUGAAACUGAUAUAGCAGCAAUCUUACAGCUCUCCUGGUGCCAAAUGGGCCAUCUGUGAGGAUAGGACCAAUAGUAUAAGGUGCUCGAAAUUAAGAGUACAAAAUGUAUGGAGGAACAAUGACAAUUUCGUAUCGAAAAGAAGAGUGAUUUAUUUUGUAGUUGUA